CGGAGUACCUCGCGGGAACGCGGACCGCCCGCGCCCGAGGCCAUGCCGAAGGUCCACUUCCGCCACAACUGGGAGCGCCUGAGCUCCCUCAAGGGAGCCGCGCCCAUCGAUACCGGCGACGGCUUCGAGGGCGGCACCACCUGGCGCGUGGGGUUGCGGGCCAACCUCACGGGCGAUCCGCAAUUCAGCGAGUCUUCCGACUUUGGCGCGUACAACCCGGUUCACAUCGUCCCGUCGUCCUACCGGUUCGACUACCACUUCGGCCACGCCCCCAAGGGCCUCAAGACCAAGAAGAACCUCGACGGAUACCGUCAGAGCGACGCCGCCGCGCUCGCCGAGUACGACGAGGAGAUCCUCGCGGUGCAGCACAAGGCGAACGGCAAGCGGCGAAGGCUCGCGGCGCUCGCGCUGAAGAACCCGCACGUGCCGCUGUGCUUCAAGCCGUGGAUCCGCGCCCAGCUGAUACACUCCAUAAUCCGACAGGAGAUCAUCCUCGCCAACUACGACAUGCUCGUGGUCAUGCCGUGGUCCCCGAGGGCGAGCCCGCUCUGGGUCCUCAUCCCGCUGGUCUGGGGGUGGAUCCCUCUGGCGGUGGUGGGACCGUUUCUGUUCCUGUACACGCUGCUCGCGGGGUACCCGUACUGGUGGGUCCCCGGCGCGUUCCAGCACCAGAUCUUCGAGACGAUCUUCAGCGUGCCCGUCUUUCUCGCCGCGCAGCUCGCGUGCUUCGCGCUCAUGCCGUUGGAUUGGAUCCUCGGCCGGCUUCGGGUACCGUACUGCGGCCCCGUCGCCGGGGACGUGGGUCGGAAGGAACGGAGGGACGGAUGGAUGAAGGAGGAGCUCAAGAAGGGGCGCAAACCCGAGCUGGACCCGGAGGCGAUCGACGACGACGUCGAGCGGUCCAUGCGACGCAUCGCGAGCAAGAUGACCAAGAAGCUGAAGAAGGAUUUCGUGUUUUACAAGCGCGAGGUGAGCAAGGCGAAGGCGAACCCGGCGGGUGAUGACUGGACCGAGUCGUUCGUCAUGAUGUCCAUAGAGAUCGAGGCUGACGGGGAGAAGACGUCCGAGAGCGAGUACGAGACGUCUUCGGACGAGGACGAGAGCGACUACGACGAGGACGAGGAGUCGGGGAGCGGCGGGGACGAGGGGGGCGCGGGCGUGGGCGAGGACGACGACGACGUCGAGGCGGCUCGCAAGCCGAGGAGCCCGAGGCGAACCUCGAGUCAGCGGAGGAGCGGCAGCCCGAGGGCCACGCGGAAGAUGACCGGCGUCGUGCCCGAGGAGGUGUGAAGGCACCGUUCGAUUGUUGUUGUUAUUCUUUCGUGACGAGGGUCGUGCCUUGUACGUGUAAAAGUUACUCACGUGUUC
Messenger RNA from Micromonas commoda, 1368 nucleotides. RefSeq lists its product with no specific name. Lineage: Eukaryota; Viridiplantae; Chlorophyta; Mamiellophyceae; Mamiellales; Mamiellaceae. The coding region runs from base 43 to 1290 and encodes 415 amino acids. The record is from RefSeq and is a predicted model, not a curated record. The transcript has a single exon.